CCGGGCGCAGCCAAUCGCAAGCGACGAAAGAAUAAGUAAAAUAAUAAUAGCAAGAAGAACCUACCGCUAGCGGAGGUAUAAAAGAGACUGCCAUCAUCGACGGAAAGCAUUAGUUUCGUUUCGUCCGUAAUCGAGCACAGUAGCAAACAGCAACAAUGACUGGCCGUGGCAAAGGAGGCAAAGGACUCGGAAAGGGUGGCGCCAAGCGUCAUCGCAAGGUUUUGCGUGAUAACAUCCAAGGUAUCACUAAGCCCGCCAUCCGCCGUCUGGCUCGUCGUGGUGGAGUCAAGCGCAUCUCCGGUCUCAUCUACGAGGAAACCCGUGGUGUGUUGAAGGUGUUCCUGGAAAAUGUCAUCCGUGAUGCCGUCACGUACACUGAACACGCCAAGCGCAAGACCGUUACCGCCAUGGAUGUCGUCUACGCUCUGAAGCGUCAGGGACGUACCCUGUACGGUUUCGGAGGCUAAAUUGCAUACGCAUUGCCCCCCUCCUCUCUCAAAACGGCCCUUUUCAGGGCCACCAAACACAUUCCCCAAAGGAGUUGAAGCUAGAAUAUUUUCUGUAGCCCUGUAGCUCGAGUAUCAUGUAUAUUGGUGGUUGAAAUAAAUCGUAACAGCAGUGUUAGUAAGUGGAUGGUUGGAACGUUUCCGUUUGCUUUGCUCAGUGACAGUCAUUGGGAUAAACGCGGCUACGCAUUCCGUCACAUCCGCAAUUCGAUUCGUUUCGAUAGAUGC
Messenger RNA from Armigeres subalbatus, 734 nucleotides. RefSeq names its product histone H4. Lineage: Eukaryota; Metazoa; Arthropoda; Insecta; Diptera; Culicidae. Gene Ontology annotation, cellular component: nucleosome. Gene Ontology annotation, molecular function: protein heterodimerization activity; structural constituent of chromatin; DNA binding. The record is from RefSeq and is a predicted model, not a curated record. The transcript has a single exon. Gene Ontology annotation, biological process: nucleosome assembly. Bases 156 to 467 code for a protein of 103 amino acids.